Messenger RNA from Cyclocybe aegerita, 2406 nucleotides. The record is from the annotation of a GenBank genome assembly. Lineage: Eukaryota; Fungi; Basidiomycota; Agaricomycetes; Agaricales; Hemipholiotaceae.
AUGCGGUCUAAAUUCUUCGCGCUAGUACCGUGUGUACACGUCCUCGCCCAAGAUACCUUUGGAGUUGCCACUGGCCUUCACUUCUCCGUGGACGCGAGAGGGGAGAAUAUCGAUGGUUCGCAACCUAUCUACAAGAACGCGGAUGCUUCAGUCACAGACCGCGUCAAUGACCUGCUUCCAAGAAUGACUGUUGCUGAGAAGGUGGCUCAGGUCAUUCAGGGUGAUUUGAACGGAUGGAUGACCCUCAACGACCCGCUCGAUAACACUCUGACGUUCAAUCAGACCGGCCUUGAAGAGAUGAUGAGGUUGAAAGGAGGCAGCAUCUGGGGUGGUUACUUGGUUCCCUACGAAAAGUUCGUAUAUGCAGUCAACGUGGGCCAAAAAUACUUGAUGGAGAACACGACACUCGGUAUACCGGCCUUGAUUCAAUCUGAAGGUCUUCACGGCUUCACGAACAAAGGCACCAUCUUCCCCUCUCCAAUCGGCCUCGGAGCCUCAUUCGACACUGAGCUCGUCAAGGCGGUCGCUAACAUCACCGCGACGGAAGCCGAAGGGCUUGGUAUCAACCAUAUAUUCGCACCGGUGCUGGACCUAGGUCGCGAGCUACGCUGGGGAAGAGUUGAAGAGGGUUUCGGGGAGGAUGCAUAUCUGUCUGGCGAGUUGGGGCAUGCAUUUGUUACCGGGCUGCAGCAGGGCAAGAGGAGGGGUGCAGGAGCCAACGCGAUUGCGAGGAUGGCGGCUACUUGCAAACAUUUCGCGGCUUUCGGGAGUCCUCAGGGUGGUCUCAACCUCGCGCAAGUCUCAGGAGGAGAACGUGAAUUGCGAACGACGUUCUUGAAACCUUUCCACAGAGCUUGCCUCGACAGCCUUUCGAUCAUGACAUCUUACUCCAGCUACGAUGGUAUUCCUACUAUCGCUAAUACGCAUAUGCUCACUGAUAUCCUUCGCGAAGAAUGGGGCUACAAAUACUGGGUAACGAGUGAUGCUGGUUCUGUUGAUCUACUCGUCACUCUCCAUGGCACUUGCGAUACGCGAGAGUGUGCGGCAAAAACGGCGUUGGAGAAUGGCUUGAGUGGCGAGAUGGGUGGGGGAACCUACACUUUCCUGACCUUGACUGAUCAAAUUAAGGAAGGAAAGGUCGACGUUAAGUACCUCGACGAGACUGUCAAAGGCUUGUUGCACGUCAAGUUCGCUCUGGGUCUUUUCGAAAACCCCUACCCAUACGAGGACUACACGUCCUUCAUUCGGACACCCCACUCGAAGGAAGUCCUUCAUCAAGCAGACCUGGAGAGCAUCGUUCUUCUCGAGAACAGGGGCAACAUCCUCCCUUUGAAGAGUGAUAUUGGCUCCGUGGCUCUCAUCGGCCCUCAGGCCAACCGUGUUACCUUUGGCGACUAUGUCUUUUUCAAUGCAUCUCUGAACGGCAUCUCUCCUUUGGACGGCUUCAAGCAAUACCUCAACGGCACCUCAAGCUCCAUGCAAAUUAACUUCGCUCAAGGCUGCGAACUGUGGUCGAAUGACGAAUCCGGAAUCGCUGCUGCCGUCGAGGCCGCCCAAACUUCCAACGUCGCGAUCGUCAUGGUCGGCACAUGGUCUCUUGACCAAACCUUACUGUGGACACCUGGCACGAACGCAACGACUGGCGAACAUGUUGACGUCCACGACCUCGGUCUGGUUGGUGCACAGUUGAAGCUCGUCCAGGCGGUAAAGGCAGCUGGAAAACCGACUAUCGUGGUCUUCGUUAGUGGGAAGCCUAUUGCUGAACCUUGGAUUAAGGCUCAUGCCGAUGCAGUGGUUCAACAGUUCUAUCCUGGAGAAUUAGGUGGACUGGCUCUGGCAGAAAUCAUUUUUGGUGCAGUCAGUCCGUCAGGCAAACUGCCUGUUUCUUUCCCCCGCGAUGUUGGCACCACACCGGUGUUCUACAAUUAUUUGAAAGGAAGUCGCCCCAUUGACGCUGGCCAAGUGCUCGACAAUGGCCAAUUGAUAUUUGGACAUGCAUACGUCCUGGACAGCCCUGUUCCUCUUUGGAGUUUUGGCCACGGUCUCAGCUACACAACUUUCAAUUACACCGAUCUGCAGAUCUCGCCCUCGACGAUCAGCACGACCGAGGACUUCACCGUCACGGUAACCGUGCACAACACCGGGUCCAUCGACGGAAAGGAAGUCGUCCAGGUGUAUAUCACCGACGUCGUUAGUUCGGUUGUGACUCCUAACCAGGAUCUUGUGGGUUUCCAGAAAGUUAACGUUCCUUCUGGCGGAUCUGCUACUGUCUCUAUCAAGAUUUUGUCCUCUCAGCUGGCCGUAUGGUCGUUGAGAAAUUCUUGGGUGGUUGAACCAGGUGCUUUCAUUGUGAAGGUCGGAACCAGUGAUCAAGUGUUCGCCCAAGGCACUCUCACGGUAGCAUGA